This is a messenger RNA of Glarea lozoyensis ATCC 20868, 1128 nucleotides long. RefSeq names its product vWA-like protein. The transcript has a single exon. The coding region runs from base 1 to 1128 and encodes 375 amino acids. Lineage: Eukaryota; Fungi; Ascomycota; Leotiomycetes; Helotiales; Helotiaceae. The record is from RefSeq and is a predicted model, not a curated record.
AUGUCAGAUUCUCUCGCACCACCAGGACGCUCAUUCUUUGGGUCGAUCCGAAAGCUCGGUCGCAAGAACAGCAACAGCAGCACCAAAUCUACACACUCAAACAACUCAGACACUUCAACGCGAUCAGCAGGACCCCGAAACCCAUUUUCGGGAAGCGCAGGACGACGAACUCCCAGCCCAAACCCAAAUCCAUUCUCAAAUGCCUCUCCCGCAACCCGUCGUCCAGACCGUCCGGGAAUGAACGCUUUUACCGUCCCUUCCAAUGAGCCACCGCCAGCGUACACCCCAAGCCCAACCGCGAAAUCUGGUCAAACUGUUGCGUUUGAACUGCCAUCCCCAUCACACGCAGCACCACCACCGAUCGCAUCAUCAUCAGCACCAGGUGGCGAUGACCCGUACUCCUUCCUUGGAACAUUCGACACGGUUCUCCUCAUCGACGACUCAGGCUCUAUGGCCGGGCGUUCAUGGCGCGAGGUUUCACAAGCCCUCUCCACCAUCGCACCCAUCAUCACUCGAUACGACCAAGACGGAAUCGACGUUUACUUCCUGAACCACAAAUCCACCGAUGCAGGUAACUUAGCAGAGGGCAUCGCACCAUCCGGCUACAGAGGCAUCACCCGCGCCGAAACCGUCACAGGAAUCUUCGAGCGCGUCCGUCCAACGGGAUCAACACCCACCGGAACCCGCGUCCAACACAUUCUCAAACCCUACCUUGCCAAGUGCGACAAGGAGCUCAAAGCCGGCCGAGACGUCAAGCCACUGAAUCUCAUCGUUCUAACCGAUGGUGUUCCAAGCGAUGAUUUAGAAUCCAUUCUCCUCAAGGCCGCGCAAAAACUUGAUAACUAUGAUGCCCCACCCUCCCAAGUGGGUGUUCAGUUUUUCCAAGUCGGUAACGAGAAUGGUGCUAGAGAGGCGCUCGAGGAGCUAGAUGAUCAACUCAGUGAAAGGGUUCAGGGCGGUGUUCGCGAUAUAGUUGAUACUGUUACCUGGACUGGCGGUGUUGCAGCUUCUGAAGGCGGAAUUGGUCUCACAGGCGACGCGAUUUUGAAGGUUGUCCUUGGCUCUGUGAUCAAAAGAUUAGAUCGCAAGCGUGCGAGCGGAGAUGUGAGCAGACCAAGACGCUCAUAG